GUCAUUGAUGGUUCCAAAUUCCAAUAAUGAUUUUAUAAAGGGAGAUUAAGUUGAUGUGAACAAAGUCUUUUUCUUCUUUUAAUUCUUUAAUUGAGAAAAGGCAAAGGACAACGGAUAGACUGAUUUUCUCUUAAUGAGAGAUUUUAAGUUUGAAUUUUGAGUAUAAAAAAAUUCGUGACAGGGAGCAUUUACGUACGUCUCCAAUAGAGGCACCGAACAUCCGGUGAAUAAAAAAAGAAAAACAUUUGACAAAACUGUGGCUUGUGGGUGUACAUAAUCUAGUUUCCAGCUAGUUCUUUUCUUUCCUAUCUUCCACCAAACACCCCCGGCCCCAUACACCCCACACCCAUCCUUUUCUUACCUUUAUCACUUUGACAUUGUAUUUUUUCCAAAAACAGAAAAUUUCUCAGAGAUUUUUGGAUUUAGCAUCUGGGGUAUCAAAAUCUUUAAUUUUAACUUGGUGUUAUUAGGGUGUUUUGUUGGGUACCUUUUUUGGGCUUUUGCAUCAUUCAUUUUGGUAAUUCUUGAAAGGGGUUGUAGCAAGUAGCUGUACUUUCUUGAUUCUUCAGUUUCUUGUUGAAAAGUCAUAGUAAUUAGUAAUAGUUGAUGAUUAAUCAAGAUUCAAGAAAACAAAUUUGUACUUGAUUUUGCUUCAAGAAAUGGUUAAAGAAAGGUUCUUUAGAUAAAUUUUCUUAGUUGGGCACAUCAAGAAAGGUUAAAAUAGUUGAUUCAGUUUUGAGGAGCUACAAAAAUGAAGGAUUUUGCUGGCACACCUGGUACUUUAACUGGGCUUUUUUUGAGAUUGGCUCAGUGUUUUUUUGCUGCUGGUGCAAUUGCUUCAAUGGUUACUUCUAAAGGUUUCUUCGAUGUCACAGCUUUUUGCUACUUGAUAGCCUCGAUGGUUUUGCAAGUCAUCUGGAGCAUCGGACUUGCCUUCUUAGAUGCCUAUUUCCUGGCAAAGAAGAAGGCUUUCCAGAGUCAUGUUUUACUGAGCCUCUUUGUAGUUGGAGAUUGGUGCACUGGAAUGCUAUCGCUUGCUGCAGCUGCUUCUUCAGCUGGCAUAACAGUGUUGUACUUUCAUGAUAUGGGAGGUUGCAGUUUCGGCCAGGAAUGCACCAAGUUCCAAUUCUCGGUUGCAUUUGCUUUCCUCAGUUGGAUAACAAUUUUUAUAUCUUCUCUAAUUAUGUUUUGGAUAUGGGCUGCCGGUUAAACGAUUCUCUUGCCACGGUGUUUCAUUACUGUCGAAUUUUGAAGUGUGAAUAGGGAAAAAAAAUAUAGGAUUAAGAAAAUGUUUAUUUUACACUUUACACUAGUACUCUAGAAUAUUUAUUUUCCUUUCCUCGUCCGUACAGAAGAAACUGUAAUUGUUCACUUGAAGUUGAUUGAGGAAGGUCUGUUUGUCCCGCUGACUUUUACUCAACAAUGUUCAUGGAUCAUGGUUAUGUUAUUUGCCUUUGUAACUA
Molecule: messenger RNA, 1463 nt
Organism: Lycium barbarum (goji berry)
Lineage: Eukaryota; Viridiplantae; Streptophyta; Magnoliopsida; Solanales; Solanaceae
Product: CASP-like protein 5B3
Exons: 3
Coding region: 752-1210 (152 amino acids)
Cellular component (GO): plasma membrane
Source: RefSeq, a predicted model, not a curated record